Molecule: messenger RNA, 3158 nt
Organism: Haliotis rufescens (red abalone)
Lineage: Eukaryota; Metazoa; Mollusca; Gastropoda; Lepetellida; Haliotidae
Product: cubilin-like
Exons: 21
Coding region: 7-3099 (1030 amino acids)
Source: RefSeq, a predicted model, not a curated record
UGCAACAUGUACGUACCAGGCAUGAUUUGCUUUACUUUGGUAGUGAGCCUUCUUUUGGCUCAGACUGAAGGCAGGGCUUUCAAUAAUGCUCAAUCGCGUGAGAAGCGACAAACAUCCGGUUGUGAUGGAGGUCAAAGGUAUGACAACUUCGGCCCAAUUUCCACCAACAUUGGCGGCGAGUACGGCAACAACGAGAACUGCUGCUGGGACAUCGUGCCUGACGUUCAAGGGCCAUGGACAAUCACAUUCCAGUUUGAUAUGUUUGACGUGGAAAGUAGCUCUGGUUGUAUAUAUGAUGCCCUCACAUUCGACACGGACGAUGGGCCUGUGAAGGAGUGCGGACAGAAGACGAAUUUCUCAAGGACAUUCACGGUCACAGGAAGUCAGUUCCAAGUGUGUUUUAGCAGCGACGGCUCCGUCACCAAAGAAGGCGUCAGUGGAACCUACGGAAUAGUGAGCACACACACCACGUCCUACCCAGACUACACCACAAACUACCCUGAAUAUACCACAUCCAAUCCUUACUACGUCACAUCCUACCCUGACUAUGGCAUAUACUACCCUGACUACGUCACAUCCUACCCUGAAUACACUACAUCCAAUGCUUACUACGUCACAUCCUACCCUGAAUACACCACAUCCAAUCCUUACUACGUCACAUCCUACCCUGACUAUGGCAUAUACUACCCUGACUACGUCACAUCCUACCCUGAAUACACCACAUCCAAUCCUUACUACGUCACAUCCUACUCUGAAUACACCACAUACUAUCCUGAAUACACCACAUCCUACCCUGACUACGCCACAUACUAUCCUGAGUACACCACAGCCUACCCUGAGUAUCCACAAGAACCAACCAUGAGGAACACUUCCGGAUGUACCGGAGGUGAAGUCACUAGCUCUUAUGGAUAUUUCACGACAAAUGGGGAAGAUCAAUAUGAAAACAACGAGCAGUGUUGCUGGCACUUCCAGUCUCCCCUGCCUGAGGGCAUGGGGUGGCGGGUGGGCCUGGAGCUGGACCUAGUGGAUGUGGAAUUAAGCACCAACUGCGUGUAUGACGCACUGACAUUUACCUGGGAUAAUCAGACUGAGUCGUCGCUGUGUGGAAGGAAUAUCACUGACUUCAGGAACACAUUCAAUGUGACGGGUGCUGAAUUCGAAAUGUGUUUCCGCAGUGAUAGCUCUGUCACCGGCCGUGGUGUAAGAGGCUUCUACUCUGUAUACCCAGCGGAACCCUCUGGUUUGUUGGGCAAUACUAGCUACUACGGCAACCAUGGCAGCAUCAGUAUCAACGAUGAUAACAACUACAGCAACAACCAGGACGUCUGUUAUCUUCUUAGACCAAGCUUCACCGGGUCGGGCAUUAUCACCUUCGUCUUCAACGUGUUUGACAUCGAGGAGGCCACCGGCUGCGUGUUUGACUAUAUUGAGUUUGAUGACGUUAACACAAAACUGAGGGAGUGUGGCACUGUAGAUGCGGGGACCCAGAGAGAGUUUGAAUUCCACGACGGUCGUUUCAAUGUUUGCUUCCACUCCGAUGGAUCAGUGACAGGACGGGGUGUCCAGGCCACGUAUUCCAUGAAUCCAGUUCGAGAGGUUGAAUCUUUUGAGACAACACUAUAUCCAGUGGACGUUAUCUUUAACGCAACGAUGUCAACUAAUUUCACAGAAGCGACAAUGCUACCAGUGAAUACAACCGUGAACGCUACAAGUCUCCUCAACACCGAGGAAAAUACCUGCACCCAAGUCCUGACAUCAGAUGUUGGCACCCUGACAAGCCCCGGCAAUGGCAGCUACGCCAACAACGUGCAGUGUGUCACUGUCAUCACAGGCCCCAGUGUACCAUACACCUUGGUCCUCAGCUUCACAACGUUUGACCUCGAGGACUCAUCCACCUGUAGAUACGACUACCUGGAGGUUGAUAUGGGCGAUGGCUACAGCCAGAAGGGAUGUGGAUCAAGAUGGGACAACAGCACAGUGGAGUACAUUUCAGAAGGAGGUAACGUCACAGUGACAUUUUCUUCUGACUCCAGUCAGACAGGAGCAGGAUACAGCGCCACAUACACCAUCCAACCAAGAGGUGUUCCGUCCUUGAAUGAUAGCGACUGUACAUACAUCAACACCAACGUCUCUAUGGGCGUCCUCCAAAGUCUCCCCGGUACCGGCAGUAACUACCCCAACAACAUGGACUGCUCAUACGUGUUCACUCGUAAUACCCCCUUCCAUCUGGACAUUAACUUCAUCGCCCUCGACACAGAGUCUUCGAGCAACUGCCGCUACGACUACGUCCAGGUUGGGGAUGAUAAAUACUGUGGAAGCGAUUUGCCCAACGCAACGAGAGUGUCAGUCGAUGAAAUAGCUACCAUCCGCUUCAGGAGUGACGGCAGUGUUACUGGGAAGGGCUUUGUGGCUCUCUUCAGUCUCGUAGAUGACUGCAACUUCGACAGUGAAGAUCUUGAGGGCACCUAUACCCUGGCCACUAAUUUCCUUGACACUUACGAUAACAACCAGCACUGUGAGAUCACUCUCCGGUCUCCUCCCACCCCUCACAUCACCACUGUCAACUUCACCCGUUUUGACAUCGAGGACGAGUCGGGUUGCGACUAUGACAGUUUAACAAUAACAAGUGAUGACGCCACCGAGAAGUUGUGUGGAGCAAAGGAGUCCUUUAUCCGACAAUACACUGGGCCAACAGUUGACAUGACAUUUACCAGUGACGGAAGUGUUCAGCGUGGCGGCUUUUCUUUUAAUUAUUUCACUGAUCUUGUCUACUGCAAUGCAACUAUUAACGCCACAUCCGGAACCUUUGAGUCACAGCCUGGUGCUUACGAGAGCAACAUGUACUGCACCUACACCAUCAACACCCCCACUCCUGGUGACCUAGUCUUCACCUUCCCAUUGUUUGACGUUGAGUCAGCCAGCAGCUGCCGAUACGACGCUGUUGAGAUGGCAGGAGACAAGCUGUGUGGAACAAACAUCCAAGACAAGACGUACCGUACUGAUGGUCAUUUCCAGUUCGUCUUCACAAGUGAUGGAUCCGUAAAUGGAGAAGGUUUCACGAUUGACUUCAGUUUCUUCCCAGACGAAAUUCAAUAUUAGAGACAUGGGUCCUUUACCAAGAGAUGGAAGACAUGCUCAAUAAAUCACUUUAAUGACAA